This is a messenger RNA of Auanema sp. JU1783, 2403 nucleotides long. NCBI's taxonomy places the organism in Eukaryota, Metazoa, Nematoda, Chromadorea, Rhabditida, Rhabditidae. The record is from the annotation of a GenBank genome assembly.
AUGCCUAUUAUUGCACUACCCAAAGAAGAACAGUUUUCUUCCGUUGAUGUUCAAGGAGACUUCAAAGAUGAAAAUUUCGCUUAUUUAGUUGGGUUCGAAGAGUUUGUGCCUGAAGGAUACGUUGAGAAGAAAAGCAAGGGCCGAGGAAAAGAUGUUAAAUCUCAAAAGAAUGAAAAUGAUACCCAGAAAGGUACUGAACGAGAAGAGAAGAAAUCCGAAAAAUCUGAAAAUACUAAGAACAAAAAGAACAAGAAGAAGAAUGACAAGAAAAACAAAGUAGAUAAGGAUGAAGGAGCCAAAUCAUCUGAAGCUGAAGGCGAGAAAGUGGAAUCAACGGAGGAAAAUAAGACCGAGGAAAAGAAGACGGAGAAACAGGAAGUCGCGAAGAAAGCAAGAAUUCUGAGGAGGAGAGAGAAGAAAAAGCUAAAUAGGAAACUGAAAAGACAAAUGGCAAAAGUGUCUUCUGAUGGAGUUACCACGGAAGAAGUUCCAAACAAGAAAAGGAGAUUGGAAACAGAUGAAAAAAAAAGUGAUGAUCAAGCUGUUAGCCAAAAGCAGAAAAAGGUGAAAAAAUCUGUACCAUCCGAAGAUUCUAAAGAAGGAGAGGAAGAAGAAGAGGAUGACUUAGAUGAGCCUGUUGCACCUCAAAGCUCUCAAGAAGAGGAUGAUGGCGAUUAUUCUGAGUGGGAUAAGUUCUUCCUACCACAAGAGAUAAUGGAUGCUAUUAAGAAAGAGAAAUUCCAUAAGCCGAGUGAAAUUCAAGAAUCAACCCUACUGAAUAGUAUUAGAAAUAGAGUAGACGUAUUGGGAGCGGCUGAAACGGGUAGCGGAAAAACUCUUGCAUUCGUGAUACCCGUAAUUGCUCGUAUAUUGGCGUCCGACGGUGAGAGCAAUGGACCGAAGGCUCUCAUAAUUGCACCAACUCGUGAGUUGGCAAUACAAAUAAAGAAAGUUGCAAUCUCCAUGUGUGCUUUUACACAAAUCAAAGUUGCAUGCGUCGUUGGAGGUUUGGCUGAACAAAAGCAGUUACGAGUUAUGUCGAAGAAGAAGCCCGAAGUAAUUGUGGCUACACCUGGAAGAUUAUGGGAUCUGAUGACAAGCGGCAAAUGCGAAUACUUAACCCAACUCGAAGAUGUCCAGUGUGUUGUAAUUGAUGAAACCGAUAGGAUGGUUGAACAGGGUCAUUUCAAAGAGCUCAAAUUGAUGCUUAAUCUGAUCAGAAGCAAAUCAAAAGCCGCCGCAGAAGAUAAGCUGCAAAUGCUUGUGUUUUCCGCGACUUUGACUUAUGUUCUCCCAGCCACCCAGACCAGGAAUAUGACAACUGAGCAGAAAAUCGAGUAUCUGAUUAAUGAGAUUGGCUUACGAUCUCAGAGAGCUGUUAUCGAUAUUACUAACAACAGUGUUACUCCAAAGCGUCUCGUAGAGACCAGAAUUAACUGUGAUGAUCUCUUGGAUAAGGAUUUGAAUGUCGUGUACCUUCUGAACAGGUACAAAGGUCGUACUCUGAUAUUUACGAACUCUCUUGACGCUUCUCGUCGUCUGUAUGGUAUCUUAGGACACUUGAAAUUAAGUCCAAUGAUUUUGAACUCAAAUAUGAUUCAACGUCAACGUCUGAAAAAUUUGGAGAGAUUCACAGGUACUGAACAUACUUUCGGUCUUUAUGAGCAUAAGUAUCUAGCAAGUGAAUUUGGUGUUCUACUAGCAACAGAUGUUGCCGCCAGAGGUUUGGACAUUAAAGGAAUAGAGCACGUCAUUCAUUAUCAAGUUCCAAAAACUGUUGAGACAUACAUCCAUCGAUCGGGUAGAACUGCUCGUGCGAGCGAAUCUGGUUUAGCCGUUCUUAUGGUAGAUCCAAAGGACGCCUUCUUAUAUCGCAGGUUAUGCAAAAAUCUUCAGAGAGAACAAGAUCUACCCGUGUUCCCGAUUGAUUCCGUACAUUUGAAGAACGCUCUUCGAGAACGAGUGAAAUUGGCAUCAGAAUUGGAUGUUACGUUGUAUCGUGCUAAGAAAAUUAGAUUGAACGAGAACUGGUUCCAAAAAGCUGCUCUGGAAGCAGAUCUUGAUUUGCAUGAUAGGAAUGAUGAGAUUGAAAAUGCAAAUUACGCUUUGAGCGGACUAUUGUCGACGCAAGACGAUAUAAAAUACAAAUUAGCUCACGAAUUGAGAUGUCCGCUACCUGACAUUAACUUCCUGAAAGAAAAUUUGAAAACAAGCUACGUGACACCAGAAUUGGCUGCAAAGCAUCAGAAGGCCGUUUGCUUCGAAGCCUUAGAAGGAUUGAACUCCAAAAUGACCGAAGUCAAGGAGUUGAAGAAGAAAAUGAGGAAGAAGGCUAAGAUGAUGUCAAAAGCGAAGACUAUAAAGAAGACUAAGACGAAGUCUACUAGUGUCCCAAGCGUAUAA